Molecule: messenger RNA, 798 nt
Organism: Juglans regia (Persian walnut)
Lineage: Eukaryota; Viridiplantae; Streptophyta; Magnoliopsida; Fagales; Juglandaceae
Exons: 1
Coding region: 1-798 (265 amino acids)
Source: RefSeq, a predicted model, not a curated record
AUGGCUGAAGAACUUUCCAACCUAUAUGAGGAACUAUGUAUUACGGAGGAGGAAAAGCAAGAAGUCCUUAUCCCGACAGAAGAAGCACUGAUAUCCAUUGAAAAGAGUAAGAAGUGUUUGGCUGCUCAUGUAGUAGCGGACAAGGAGGUCAACAGAGGAGCCUUACGAACAACGAUGAGCAAAGUAUGGAAAGUAGAAGGCCAGGUAUCAUUUAAGGAGCUUGGUUGUAAUAAGUUCCUUGUAGAGUUUCAAAAUCCUUUGGAGAAAAAUCGAGUUUUAUCCGAGAGACCCUGGUCUUUUGACAGGUAUUUGAUAUGUUUAUUUAAUUGUGAAGACUGUCUAGCACCGAGGGACAUUUUCUUUAAUGAAGAACCAUUUUGGGUUCAACUCCAUGAUCUGCCAUUUGCUGGCAUGAAUAGAACAAUGGGGGAAAGACUGGGUGCAGCUGCGGGUAAUGUGGUAUUAGUGGAUGUAGAUUCAAGUGGAAUGGCCUGGGGAAGCUUCCUCAGGGUAAAAUUGAUACUUGAUAUCUCUAAGCCCCUUACUAGUGGUAGAUUCAUUAAUUUGGGAGGAAAGCGCUACUGGAUUCCUUUUAAAUAUGAGAGGCUGCCAUUAAUUUGUUUCCAUUGUGGUGCUAUUAAACAUGCUGGUCUCUCUUGUCCGAGUGGUAACCAACGUGAAGGAGUUGCACCUCAGUAUGGCUCCUGGCUGAGGGCUAACUCCCAACAUAGAAGCUUUCAACAUUUCAGCAAAAAAAGGGGGGGAAUUCGAACACUCAAGCAGUUGGCGCCAAAAUAA